CUCCUUCACAAACAAUUUUAAUUGUUCCAGUCGACGAAGAGGGCGGUACUAGAGUUCUACAAACGUGGGAAAAAUGGCCAAGUCUAAACCGCUGAACGUUUCGGAUCUUGAUUUAUAUCUAAUUUUAGAGGUGCUGCCUAAUGCUAAUGAUUCGGAGAUCAAGAAAGCUUACCGAAAAAAGGCAUUGAAGUGCCAUCCUGACAAAAAUCCAGAUGAUGCCAAAGCAGCUGCGGAAUGGGAAAGACUUGCUAAAGCUUUGGAAGUCUUGACGGAUGCAACAGCCAGGGCUGCAUAUGAUAAGUUAUUGAAAGCUAAGAAGGCUGUUGAGUUGCGGAACAGAGCUUUAGAUAAUAAAAGAAGAAAGAUAAAAGAAGACCUAGAAGCAAGGGAGGCAGCUGCAGCCUAUGAAGAUUACAGUGAGAGUCCUGUUGAUGCUGCCGUCCAGCUACAGCAAGAGAUUGAACGUUUAAGAGAAGAAGGAUCAGAACAAUUAAAAAAUGAACAAGAUGCAAUUAAAAAACAACUUGAAGAAGAUGCAAAUGAGGGGCAAGAAGAAACACCCAAGUUAAAAAUUAGAUGGAAGGCAAAAAAGGGUGAUGAAAGUAAUGGAGGAUAUAAUUACGAGCUACUAAAACAACUAUUUAACAAGUAUGGUGACAUUACUACAUUGUUGGUGUCUUCUAAAAAGAAAGGUAGUGCUAUUGUGGAGUACAGGCUGCCAAAUAAUGCAAUGAAUGCUGUUGAGCUAGAGCAUGGAUUGGCUUCCAACCCUCUUCAGAUCACCUGGCUCGGUGGCAAGCCAUCUUUCAAGCCACAACCAACAACGAUAGACUCCGAGCUUGAAGUUCUCACAAAAUUACGAGAAGCUCAGCAAAGAAAGAGAGAAGCAGAAGAUCAGAAAGAUUUUGAAGCGGAAACUUUGAAAAGAAUGCGAGAGCAGCAAACACCUAGUUUUUCUACAAAUGAAUUUUGUACAAGCAAACCUCAGGACUUCAUUUUUCAGAAUCAGACGAAAAAUUUAAGUAGUGAGAAAGAUUUUGAAAACUUAGCGGCAAGAAGUUACCGGCAAGCGGAGGAACGGAGAAAACUUAUAGAAGACAUGGAAAAAAAUGAAAGGGAGCAAACAUGACCCAACAGACUUGCCACUGUAAAUUAUAGGUAUACAUUUCUUUGAAUAAAUAUUUGUACAAAAAUAUAAA
This is a messenger RNA of Anneissia japonica, 1199 nucleotides long. RefSeq names its product dnaJ homolog subfamily C member 17-like. The transcript is spliced from 10 exons. NCBI's taxonomy places the organism in Eukaryota, Metazoa, Echinodermata, Crinoidea, Comatulida, Comatulidae. The record is from RefSeq and is a predicted model, not a curated record. Gene Ontology annotation, molecular function: RNA binding. The coding region runs from base 74 to 1129 and encodes 351 amino acids. Gene Ontology annotation, biological process: spliceosomal complex disassembly. Gene Ontology annotation, cellular component: spliceosomal complex.